UUCGCUGGUGGACGUCGCCGUUGUUGUCGCAGUUGUCGAAACUACUGAACUGAAUCUCUCGAGGUUUUUUUUGCAAGAUCUAAAUACAUUAUCAACAUGUCUUCUCUCUCUCGUCGUGCUUGCUACAAGUGUGGCAACGUUGGCCACUACGCCGAGGUUUGCUCCUCUGCCGAGCGCCUUUGCUACAACUGCAAGCAGCCUGGCCACGAGUCCAACGGCUGCCCUCUCCCUCGCUCGACUGAGGCGAAGCAGUGCUACCACUGCCAGGGACUGGGCCAUGUCCAGGCCGACUGCCCUACUCUCCGCCUGAGCGGCACUGCCACCGGUGGCCGAUGCUACAACUGCGGCCAGCCCGGCCACUUGGCUCGUGCUUGCCCCAACCCCGGCAACCCUGGCAUGGGCCGUGGUGCUCCCAUGGGCCGUGGUGGUUUCGUCGGCGGCUAUGGUCGUGGAGGCUUCGCCAACGGCCCUCGUCCCGCUACAUGCUACAAGUGCGGUGGCCCCAACCACUUCGCUCGCGACUGCCAGGCCCAGGCCAUGAAGUGCUAUGCUUGCGGCAAGCUCGGCCACAUCUCCAGGGAUUGCACUGCUCCUAACGGCGGCCCCUUGAACACUGCCGGCAAGACCUGCUACCAGUGCGGUGAGGCUGGCCACAUCUCUCGCGAUUGCCCCCAGAAGACCGCCAACACCGAGAUCAACAACGAGGUUGUGGACCUUAACAACGUCCCCGCUCCCUCCGUGGCUCCCAUUGCCCCGGUGGCUUAGAAGGUCCUGAUAAGUCGUCUACUGCCCUCCAUUCCUAGCCUUGCAGGGUGGUGGUGGACGGUAGACAUACACGCCCUCUUUCAGGGGCAAGGACUCCAUGAGCUGUAACAACAGGAAAAAUUUAAAAAAAAAAAAAUUACUCUGGAUUCCAGGCUGUAUUUUUGUUACGGUUUUCUUCUUUUCUAUUUCAAGUCGAUGCAACCCUUUUUCGUUGCAUAGCACCCCAGAUUGUGCUUCCCCGAUUCCGGUUCUUUUUGUUAUAUCUCCUUUUUUUCUUCUAUUCCGGAUGGUUGGCAAUAUUUCUUCUCAUCAUCGGCUUAAGCGGAGUCUUUCUUUGGCUUCGGUUCCUGUGGCGUCUGUUUAUUUUUCUUCUUCACUCUCUUAUCGCAGACGUUUUUUCGUACCAGAGAAAGGCGACGGCAAAUGCAUACAUUUUCCUGCAGCCUCACCUCCUGCGUGGCAAGGAAUGAGCGAAAUGACAGCGGCAGCAACGACGAUAUCGAAUGCGUCAAAAUUUUUCUUUUUUCUUACACACAUUUUCUCAGAAUUGAAGAGCGUCCGAUUUUGUGGGAGGCCCUUGGGUACGCAUGGGCCUCGUUCGAAACGGUUCCUGGGCGCAAUUUCCCAUCUUUCAAACGAAUUUACUUUGGAUCACAUCACUCAAAACUACCUACAUAUUACGGACUGAAACGACAAAGACGCUGUCACGUAGCUCUUGACGACUUGAGGACUUUAGGCACAUGCGAUGGAUAUACCCGUGAGGCUGUGUGUGAUGUUGUGAUGAGCUUGAAACGGCGGCGCUGCUCUGGAGGCCGCAAACGGUAACACUCGUUGUUGAUUGGUACUUGGGGCUGCAGAUCUUUGGUUUGCUGCUGGAGAGCAAUUCGGCGGCAAGUGAUGAGUGGAAGACCGUCACCUCCUAGAGUGAAUGAGAGCGCGCGCGUGCAAAGGCGGUGGAUGCAACAUGUCUUGAAAAAACUGGCAGUUUGAGGAUGCUGAGAGGAUAGGAGCCGUGCGAUCCUAUGGCUGUGCGGCAAAUGGAGAAUAUGAGCGCGCCCCCAAGAUUGAUAAAGGGCAAUGGGAUCACGGGCAUUGAGCAGUGCCCGUGCUUUCGGAGUGGUUGGAGUGGUUAGCGUGGCUGCCGGAGCAGAGGAGAGCUGGGAGAAGUGGAAGCUGCAGCGAUUCAGUAAAAUUAUGACAAGCGGAGAGGCGCAGAUGAGGAAGAUGAAGAAGAAAUCCUGUCAUGAAAUACCCUCUUUGGCGGCGGCGGCAACUGUUGACGCUGCACGAUGUGUUUGGUGUGAUGAUGAGCGUGUGUGUUUGUGUAGAUGUGUGCAUGUGUGUGUUGUUGUUGUUGUUGUUUCGAGUCGGACGAGGGAGAGAGUUGAUACGCAAAGCGACUGGCAAAGACACGCGGAAGAGGCAUGGCAGCCAGCGAGGCCAGAGAUCAACUUUUCUUAUACCCCUUUUCGCACGAUGAAACACCAAACGCCAUAUUCUAGGUAAGAGUUGAAAUAUGCAACGCCGGACGAGAGUC
Trichoderma atroviride IMI 206040 is the source of this 2302-nucleotide messenger RNA. The record is from RefSeq and is a predicted model, not a curated record. Lineage: Eukaryota; Fungi; Ascomycota; Sordariomycetes; Hypocreales; Hypocreaceae.